AUGGGCUCGUUGGAAAGACGAUCCAAGCUCCCGCCCGUCCUUGACUUCUCAGCAUUUCGGGGUGAAAAUGAGGAGUUGAAGGCUGAGUUCCUGCAAGCACUGGGACAAGCUUGCAGAGACAAGGGGUUCUUCCAGCUCACCAACCAUGGUGUGGACCCUGAGCUCCAACGAAGAAUAUUCGCCGCCUCGAAAGAGUUGUUCGAUCUCCCUCUUGAAGAAAAGCUGAAAGCGAGACUGACGACCGGGACGAACGGACGAGGCUACGAAACGAUAGGAGACCAAAUGCUUGAACCCGGCUCGGCCCCGGACACCAAAGAGGCCAUCUACUUGGGCGAGGACCUCCCCGCUGACCACCCGCGCGUGCUUCAGGGUGAAUACGGAUGCGGGUCGAACAUCUAUCCUUCCUGCCUGAGUCCGCAGUGGCACGAGACCUGCAUGGAAUACUUCCAAGCCAUGACCACCCUGGCCCGCGAGGUCAUGCGAGCUCUCGCAGCGGCGCUGAAUAUACCCGAGGACUACUUCGACCGGUUCACGGACUCGGAACCCACGGCAACGCUUCGCCUGGUGCACUACCCUCCUACGCCCCAGACGUCGGACAAGGAGCGCGGCUGCGGCGCCCAUCGCGACUUCGGCUGCAUCACGCUCCUGCUGCAAGACGGCGUCGGCGGCCUCCAGGUCCAGGACGAAGAGACGGGCGAGUUUCUCGACAUCGACCCCGUCCCCGGCGCCUACGUGGUCAACCUCGGAAACCUCAUGGCCCGCUGGACCAACCACCACUACACGUCCAACACGCACCGCGUCAUGAACUACUCGCCGACGGACCGCUACUCGAUCCCUUUCUUCUACAGCGGCAACGCCAAGUAUACCUUGGAGACCAUCCCGGGUCUGGAGCAGCGACCGCAGUCCAUUGUGGCCAGGAAAUUCGGCCCGGCUGUUCCGGCCGAGCCAUAUGGACCCGUCUCCGUCACUGAAUUUCUACGCGACCAGUUCGUUCAGUCGUACAAGCGAGCUGACGACUACAAACCAAAGACGGUUGAUGCCACUGCGUAG
Molecule: messenger RNA, 1050 nt
Organism: Fonsecaea multimorphosa CBS 102226
Lineage: Eukaryota; Fungi; Ascomycota; Eurotiomycetes; Chaetothyriales; Herpotrichiellaceae
Exons: 2
Coding region: 1-1050 (349 amino acids)
Molecular function (GO): dioxygenase activity
Source: RefSeq, a predicted model, not a curated record